Molecule: messenger RNA, 861 nt
Organism: Phytomonas sp. EM1
Lineage: Eukaryota; Euglenozoa; Kinetoplastea; Trypanosomatida; Trypanosomatidae
Source: the annotation of a GenBank genome assembly
AGGUGCAUAUAGUUCUUUUGAGGCACGUUAUCACACUCACUUUAGUGUAUAUAUUUUACGUUUUAAAGAGGGUUUGACGCUUACUAUUAUAGUUUCUUAGUAUAGCUAUUGUUUUUACUACUACAAUAAAAGCAAGUGAUAGAAGAGCAGGAUGUACAAAAAAGCUGAUUUACACGCUACUGAGCAGGUUUCUGUCGCGGGGGAAGAUCAGAAGAAAAAAAGCGUAGAGAUUAAUACCUUCAAUAACGCAAAUCCGAUGUCCAUUUUACAGACGGCAUAUGCCGUGCUGGAUCUUCCAAAGAAUGAUGAAGUGUGGUCAGCCUGGUAUAACGAAACCGAUGACGCCUUCAACGAUUUCAAGAGCUUUCAACCGGACAUCCCUACCGGGGGGUCGUUUGUGCCUGGAAGUGGAGGCUCCAUGCGUACACUAAGCGCGCGCCAAAUCAGCGGCCAGUUUGAAGAAGAGGUUGCCAAGUCUUGGGAGGAUGACUGGGAGGAUGAGGACAUCGAUGACACCUUUGACUGCAUUAUGGGUCAGAUAUCUCACUACGAAACAUCCGUGGCGGCGGCGUCUAUGGAAUAGGCUGAAUUCAGAGCGUGAGGCUAUGAGGUGGGGGUAAACCGAGGGGAAAGGUAUGGGUGCAGUCCUGUUUUAUUGUUAUUGUUUAUGGUUGCAAAGCUUUGUUUGCAUAAACUGAUUGUUAGGAAUAAAUAGACGUACGGAAGGUGGCCUUGCAUUCGAUUCAUUAUUACAAUUUAUAAAGUCUAACCUACGUGUCUGUGCAGGAGUCAUCACAAACGAUGUGAAAUUGUGCUCCUUUAAUAAAGAAGGGGUGAUUUGUGUUUCACAUCUUUUGAGAA